Molecule: messenger RNA, 1615 nt
Organism: Rhagoletis pomonella (apple maggot)
Lineage: Eukaryota; Metazoa; Arthropoda; Insecta; Diptera; Tephritidae
Exons: 2
Coding region: 297-1613 (438 amino acids)
Source: RefSeq, a predicted model, not a curated record
GGGGACCAAAUGGUGUAAAACUGCGAAAAGGUUUAUUACCGUAUAUACUGUGUAUUAAAGUGACACACAAAAAUUGUCUCCUGUGUCAAAAAAGAAAAGCAAAUAAAUUUGAAAAAUUGUGAUAAAUUUUAAAUUCGAUCAAAUCCGGAACGUAAACGUCUGACAACAAGAAUACUUUUUUUUUGUAGGGAAAAUCGACUACAAAAGUACCAAUUAAAUUUAAACGGAUUUAAAAGGGUUACAAUUCGUUAUUGUGAAAAUCAAUUAAUUUACAGGGAACUGUAAGAAGCAACUAAAUGGAUAUGAAUUUUGCUGAUUUGAAAAAGGAAGCAGCUGCUACCGCUGCGGAUGUUUUUUCUCCUACCGCUGAAGCUGCAAAGAAAGCAACAAAUGACACAUAUGACUUGCUAGGUGGUAGUGGUUGUCGCGCAUCAACGAGCGCACGAGAUGACAACACGCACACGGAACACUACUUUGAAAAUGAGCAGAGGGGUAUUGAUUUUGAACACGUCGAUCCACAAUCUUUCGUACAACUUAUGUCUGCUGGUGCAAAAGAGGCACAGGUGCAGUUGGAUGCCAAGUUCGCACAACGUAAUGAUUUCGACGACUUCUUUUCCAAUGCAUCUAAGGAUUUACAGUCUAUUGGUCAACCGUUGCAACGUGAUUUUAAGCAGAAUGCACAUGAUUUUAUUAAUGCCGAACGUGGGCUCUUUAGGACUCCUGGGGAUAUUGCGGCUCCUAUACCAGCUACAGUUCCACGUGUACACAACCACCCAACUGAGUCAGCUGGCAAGGAAGAAGAUUUAUUAAAUUUCAGUGAUGGCGAUACCACACAACAACGUGCACUUGCGCAACCAUUUUUAGAAGAUGUGGGUAAUAAGUUUGCCCCUUCUGCACCAGCAGCGCCUGCAAUAACCACGAACACUUUUUAUGACGAUGAUCUAGGUGUAGGAAAAUCAACCCAUUCCGCUUCCAAUAAGGACUCGGAUACAGAUUCUCCGUCUUUGUCUUUUAAUCCAUCACCGGCUAAGAAAAAUCCAGUAAUAGCUGCCCUCAAAGAGCUGGAUAAUGAAAAAUUUAUAUCAUCUGAAGAUCUACUGGGGGAUUUCAAAGAAGAGCGUACGGCAACACCUCACUUCCACACUACUGGGAAUACAGCUAAAUCUGAAACUAUAACGCUGGUACAGCUACCGAAAACUUCGGUACCCGUCACUGAUUUAGAUGCAGAAGUGGAGCCUGGGUUUCCUUCUUCACAAGUCGAAGAAGUCAAAAAUUAUGUGUUGUCGAAGGCUACAACCGCGACAGGUACGAAAACAGCCGAUGAAGCUGCCAUUGCAGCUGCAACCAAGCCAGCCGCUGUUACUGAGCCCGCUGGUUCCACCUUAGCCAAAACAUCUUCGAUAUCGCCUAAAAAAGAUACAACUGAAGCAGUCAAAACCAGAAUAGCGUUGCCAGUUCCUACAAAGGAAAACAAACUCUCGCAUCAACAUUUGGAUCAACCCAAGAUUGUUUCUGUAGAAGAAAUUUUCUACAAAUAUGGAUUGGGUGAGUACAACAAAUUUCUACAUACAUACAUGAAAUUUUGUCUAAUAAAGAAUCGUAUUUUCUGGUAAAU